Limanda limanda (common dab) is the source of this 652-nucleotide messenger RNA. RefSeq names its product fas apoptotic inhibitory molecule 1-like. The transcript has 4 exons. Lineage: Eukaryota; Metazoa; Chordata; Actinopteri; Pleuronectiformes; Pleuronectidae. The record is from RefSeq and is a predicted model, not a curated record. Gene Ontology annotation, biological process: negative regulation of extrinsic apoptotic signaling pathway via death domain receptors; positive regulation of neurogenesis; canonical NF-kappaB signal transduction. Bases 1 to 543 code for a protein of 180 amino acids.
AUGCUGAGCGGGGACCUGGUGGCCGUGUGGGAGGUGGCGCUGAGCGACGGCGUCUUCAGGAUCGGGUUCGCUCACGGCACCACCACCGGGAAACGUGUUGUCUACGUCAACGGGCAGGAAGUCAUCAGAAGAGACUGGAUGUUCAAACUGGUCGGAAAGGAAACCUUCACAGUGGGAGGGGCCAACACCAAAGCCACCAUCAGCAUGGAGGCGGUGAGCGGCUUCGUCUACGAGUACACGCUGGAGGUGGAGGGCAAGAGUCUGCAGAAGUUCAUGGACAACAGGACGAAGAGGACGGAGACGUGGCUGCUGCGAGUGGACGGAGAGGACCUCAGGGUGGUGCUGGAAAAAGACACAAUGGACGUUUGGUGCAAUGGACUGAAAAUGGAGACGACGGGGGAGUUUGUGGACGACGGCACUGAGACUCGUUUCCUUCUGGGGGAACACGAGUGUUGCAUCAAGGCGACAGGCAACAGGAAGAAGAGCGGCAUCGUUCAUCACUUCCUGUUGGAUGGAGAGAAAAUAUCUGCUCCUGCACAGUAACACCAACACAGAGUGAAAUACUGACUCAUCAUUUACUUUUCUGUUUGAUCAUAAACGUUGAAUUUAACCACUUUAAUAUGAAGAUCUGACUCUGUGCAGACUGUCAAGA